Neurospora tetraspora is the source of this 186-nucleotide messenger RNA. RefSeq lists its product as uncharacterized. The record is from RefSeq and is a predicted model, not a curated record. The transcript has 2 exons. Lineage: Eukaryota; Fungi; Ascomycota; Sordariomycetes; Sordariales; Sordariaceae. The coding region runs from base 1 to 186 and encodes 61 amino acids.
AUGGCAGGCGCAAUGCUCGUUCUCCUAGCCGCCUGUAGGAUUCCUCCCCUCAAGAGCCUCAUCGGGCCCGAGAUCCUCCAAGCGGGAAGCCACUUGAGGGAGUUGUUGGAUGCCGAGAGGUUCAUCAAACAGGUCUAUACGGGUGGUAAGGGUGAGGGUGAAGGGGAAGGCCGCAUCGAGGAGUGA